CUCCUAAUCUCCUAUAACCGACGGCGACGCAAAAAUUACCGACUUUACAGGAAAGGAAGCCCAUGCCUGCACCCAGUUAAAAAAGUGUACAAAGCAAGUAGAUCCGAUCCGGGAAACCCUCUGGCCGAACUUGAUUUUGCGGCGCAAGAAAAUCCCCAAUUCCGCCCGCCGCCGAGAGAGUCUGCACCGAAUUGAAUUCCGGCCGAUGACGGUCAAAGUCGGGUACGCCGUCGACGUCAAGGAGGACACCGACGAAACAGUCGCCAGCCAAUCCUCCUCAGCCUUCCCGACCUGCAUCAUCCGGCUGGUGGUUCGCUACAGGUACCAACUCAGGUUCGCGUCCAACGAAGGGAAACUGGUGGUGCUCGAAGAUGUGGUCACGCCGGAGCUUGCGACCACCCUCCGGGUCCCGAUCGCAUCCCCUAUCUCGCUCUGGCAAGAGCUCUACCUCGCCGACGCGCUCAAGAAAUCGAACCUGAUCGAGUCCGGGCUACGCGCCGUGCUGCAGCGCAAGAUCGCCGACUCCGCGGAGACGAUAUCGAAGGGGAAGACCGGGAGCGGGGGAGGGUUUGCGAUGGUGGUCAAGGUGGGGAUUCUCAAGGACGAGAUCUUGAGCACGGAGGAGAGAGACAGAAUCGCGAAAACCGCCUGCGGGUGGGUCAAUAGGGACCGCGGCGGCGGGAAGGAGCCGAGAUUGAGGAGCUCCUGAUGACGACUUGCAGUUGUUAGCCGCCGAUGGACUCUGUUUUUUCUUCCUUAUUUCUUUCUCCUUUUCUUCGUCUUGUUCCAUCUUCAUUCUAUUUCUGGGUACGAUUGCUUGGAUUCGUUGAUUGGCAUUCUUUUGGUUAGAUACCGUUCGAGGAGGAAAUUGUAUUCUUGAAUGGCGCACCACCUAUGGCCAUUUUGUUGUUUGUUGAGCCGAUAAUUGAAAAAUGCCAUUCUCUCUCCUCUGUUGGAGAAGAAGAGGAGUUUCCCUGUGUUAUGGGCAGGCUGCCGGCGGCCGCUAACUGCCGUCUCGGCAAGACGGCAAUCUCUGCCUGCUUUACACUGCGUUUAGAGCGGCGAUUUCGUUGGUGAAGUUCCCUGUACUAAGGGGAAGCUGAUUUCCCGAUGCAGCCGUUACAUGUGGGUGGUGGGGGUGGGUUUUCCCGUUCUGCUGGACCGGUGGUUUAGCCAGUAGCAUUAACACGUAUUUCGGGAUGAGUCAGCGUGGUUACUUAAUUUUUAGUAAUCACGGUGGCUAUCUUAAUUUACACCAUUUAUUGUUUCUUUUUCACCCUAAUUUUAAAUUAACGAUGAAGAUUAUA
Messenger RNA from Linum trigynum, 1307 nucleotides. The record is from the annotation of a GenBank genome assembly. NCBI's taxonomy places the organism in Eukaryota, Viridiplantae, Streptophyta, Magnoliopsida, Malpighiales, Linaceae.